UUUGCGGGGCGGGGGCUGCGCGGGGCGGGGCGCGGGGGGCGACCGGGCCGGCGGGAAACUUCUGCGGGUUCAGCACCACAGACGGGGCGGGCGCGGUGCCGCCGCCCGGCAUGAGCGCCCCGCCAGCCCCACCGCCGCCCCGCCAGCCCCGCCGCCCUGCCGCCGUCGCCCCCGCGCUCCGCCUCGGCCCCCGCACAGCCCCAGCCGCCCGGGCGCCGAUGGAGGCGGCGGCAGCGCUGAACGAGAGCGGAGCGGCAGCCCCCCGGCUGCCGGCCGGCGGCGGCAACGCCUCGCUGGAGCUCUCGUCGCGACCCCCCGCGCCCGCCGCCCUCAACCCCUGGGAUGUGAUGCUCUGCGUGUCCGGCACCGCCAUCGCCUGCGAGAACGCCCUGGUGGUUGCCAUCAUCUGCUACUCGCCCGCCCUGCGCACCCCCAUGUUCGUGCUGGUGGGCAGCCUGGCCACGGCUGACCUCCUGGCCGGUCUCGGCCUCAUCCUCAACUUCGUUUUCCAGUACGUGAUCCGCUCGGAGACGAUCAGCCUGCUGACGGUGGGCUUCCUCGUGGCCUCCUUCGCCGCCUCCGUGAGUAGCUUGCUGGCUAUCACGGUCGAUCGCUACCUCUCCCUCUACAAUGCCCUCACCUACUACUCGGAGAGGACGGUGCUCUGCAUUCACACCAUGCUGGCGAGUGCCUGGGGGGUCUCCCUCUGCCUGGGGCUGCUGCCCGUCCUGGGCUGGAACUGCCUCCACGACCGUGCCGCCUGCAGCGUCGUCAGACCCUUGACCAAGAGUAACGUGACGCUGCUGUCUGCCUCUUUCUUUCUCAUUUUCCUCAUCAUGCUCCAUCUCUACAUCGAGAUCUGCAAGAUCGUCUGCAGGCAUGCCCACCAGAUAGCUCUCCAGCAGCACUUUCUGACUGCUUCCCACUAUGUCGCCACCAAAAAAGGAGUCGCUACCCUGGCUAUAAUCCUCGGGACUUUCGGAGCCAGCUGGCUGCCUUUUGCCAUCUACUGCGUGGUGGGGGAUCCUGACUACCCUUCUGUGUACACGUAUGCCACGCUUCUACCCGCUACCUACAAUUCCAUGAUCAACCCCAUCAUUUAUGCCUACAGAAACCAGGAAAUCCAGAGAUCCAUGUGGGUGCUCCUCUGCGGCUGCUUUCAGACUAAAGUGUCCUUUCGUUCUCGGUCCCCCAGCGAUGUCUGAGUGACUUUUCUCUGCCGCACUGCACAGAGUGACAAUCUCCCGAGUGGACUAUUACAGUGCCUGUUCUAAACUUCAAACUACAUUGUGAAAUCAUUGGAAACAUGCUUAAGUAUUAGCACUUUAUACGUAUUUGUAUCUCUGAGAGUGGUUCAGGGUGUGGAGUUUUGGGUUCCAUCAAAAUAAUAACAAUGUGGUUGUAUAUAAAUCUGCACAUCACAUUUGUGAAGACAUUCCGGUACCGCUUAAUUAUAGCACCUUAUUUCUAGCUGCUCACCUGCCAAAACAGUGUUGCCUUUCUGAAGGGCAGAUAGAAAGAAAGUUGUGUUUGUGUUGUAUUUAUACGUGUGUGUGUCCGGGGGGGAGACGGGGCUGGGAGUGUAUGUAUGUAUGUGUGUAUCAAUACCUUGCUGCACAAUAUUAAUAAAUUAUAACAUUUUGUAUACAAAUAAAAAUAUGUAAAAUGUAAUAUAACUUUGUGUGUUAAGAUGCUUUUAGACAUAGGAGAGUUGGCAAAUUUGCCUGUUGAACAAAGUCCCUUGAAAGCUCCCCAUGUAAUUCUGCCUAAAGAGAUCAUCAUUCACUAUAGAGAUGAAAUA
Molecule: messenger RNA, 1801 nt
Organism: Chiroxiphia lanceolata (lance-tailed manakin)
Lineage: Eukaryota; Metazoa; Chordata; Aves; Passeriformes; Pipridae
Gene: GPR6
Product: G protein-coupled receptor 6
Exons: 1
Coding region: 111-1205 (364 amino acids)
Biological process (GO): G protein-coupled receptor signaling pathway
Cellular component (GO): membrane
Molecular function (GO): sphingosine-1-phosphate receptor activity
Source: RefSeq, a predicted model, not a curated record